AUGUUAAACGAAAGCACACCGACCAUGAAAGAAGAUCUCAGCUCAUCUGCUACUAUAGACAUGAUGGAAACUAAGUCGUCAUUAAUCCCUUCCUCCACGCCCGCGUAUCAUAGUAGCGCAUAUCCUUUACAAUACAUAACUACGGGUCAUUAUGUAACAAUGAAGCCAUCAUCAUAUCCAAGCAUCAAUGCUGCGAGUGUAGUUGCGAAACCUUCACCCAACAAAAAACCGUCUUAUGGGAUAAUUUACACUACUCCAAAUAUUAUAUCACAAGACAAUAGACCCGGAUCAAUAAUACCCAAUUUAUCUACAUCUAAACCUAGUCAGUCUACUAGUCAAGCGAUUGAGGCAUUUAAUAGAUAUCCUACUGACCCAAGUGAAUUCGGUCAGACUGUAACAACUUUUAGUUAUGUAAGCUCAACUACAACAAAAACUACUCCAACAACCAGAAGACCGCCGUCAACUAGCUACGUAACAGGAGUAAAACCAUCCAGGAAACCAGUUACAAAUCCUGGGAAUGCUGUUUCUACUUACGACGCGGCCCCGGAUACCUUCUCAAGUGCUACACCAACUGUUAUUGUAUUAAAUAGCCCACAGACGGACAGACCUGAAUCGUCGGAAGAUAAAGAACCAGAAUUCGUUGAAAUAUCACAAGAGCCGUUCAAAAAACCUCUCAAUCAAAUAACGGUGAAUAAUCAUAUAGAAUCUACUAAUAAUAUUUUCGUUGGGAAACCAUCUCAGACAUUUGAACGUCCGGCAUCGCCUACUGUGGUUAUAACUCCUAAGCCUGCACCAAGUACUACUCCGUAUCCCAUUAAGUUAUCCACCAGACCAGUCCCAACUUCAACACCAGAUGUGUCAAGUUUUGACACUUACACCGAAUUAUAUUCUCCAACAACACUUAAACCGGAGCUACAGAUGUCACCCGAUGACUCAAUAAACUUCCCACCAGUGACAACAACUAAAAAGCCUAGACCUACCAAAAAGGCAACAACGACUACUAUAACCCCCAGCACUACAACCGAACUAUACGAUGACAUAACAACGGAAAGCUACACGGAACAGACGGUGAACUACGAUGACAGGCGCUUGUGCGGUGUACGGCCACUUGUGAAGUCAGGCCGCAUUGUCGGCGGCAAGAAUGCUUCCUUCGGCGACUGGCCGUGGCAGGUCCUCAUUAGAGAGUCUUCGUGGCUGGGUCUCUUCACUAAGAACAAAUGUGGCGGAGUGCUCAUUACCAAUCGCUUCGUCACUACUGCGGCCCAUUGUCAACCGGGCUUCAUGGGUUCGUUGGUAGCGGUUUUUGGUGAAAAUGACAUUUCGACAAACCUGGAGCCGAGGAGGCCUGUUGCGAAGAAUGUAAGAAGGGUCAUACCGCAUCCAAAGUAUGACGCAGCGACCUUUGAGAACGACUUGGCCUUGCUAGAACUGGAGUCUCCGAUAAAAUACGAACCGCAUAUUGUGCCCAUAUGUAUGCCGCCGGACGAGGCCGAUUUCACGAAUCGCAUGGCGACAGUAACUGGUUGGGGAAGGCUUAAGUAUGGAGGCGGAGUACCGGCUAUUCUUCAAGAAGUGCAGGUGCCUGUUAUGGAAAAUAGCCAUUGCCAAUACAUGUUCCAGACAGCAGGUCAUGCUAAGAAAAUUCUUGAUUCCUUCAUCUGCGCUGGGUACUCGAACGGGAAGAAGGAUUCCUGCGAGGGCGACAGUGGAGGUCCGUUAGUGGUAAAGAAUGAUGAUGGCCGAUGGGUGCUUGUGGGAACAGUGUCCCACGGCAUCAAAUGCGCCGCAAGAUUCUUGCCCGGCGUCUACAUGAGGACUACCUACUAUAAGCCCUGGUUUAGAAGCAUCACGGGAGUGAAA
Iphiclides podalirius (scarce swallowtail) is the source of this 1860-nucleotide messenger RNA. NCBI's taxonomy places the organism in Eukaryota, Metazoa, Arthropoda, Insecta, Lepidoptera, Papilionidae. The record is from the annotation of a GenBank genome assembly.